GAAAACUAAAUACUUCGAGCAGAAAAGCAAGGUCACCUCACAUUCAGUUUAUAGCGCGAAUUAGUAACAAACUGUUUGGAACUGUGGCACUUUUUCUCAUUUUUUAAAAAAUUAUAUACAUUGUUGGUUAUAUUCUAGAGAUUCAUUAUGACUCUGAAGAAAUUGAGCAUCGACGCCGUUGAUUUAAAAGAUAAACGAGUUCUUAUGCGGGUUGACUUUAACGUGCCAAUUAAAGAAGGAGCUAUUACAAAUAAUCAGAGAAUUGUAGCUGCAUUAGAUUCUGUUAAAUAUGCUUUAGAAAAAGGUGCAAAGUCUGUUGUUCUCAUGAGCCAUUUAGGAAGACCUGAUGGACAAAGGAAUGAAAAGUAUUCAUUGAAAGUUGUGUCUGAAGAAUUGAAAAAGCUUCUUGGAAGGGAUAUACUAUUUCUUUCUGACUGUGUUGGUGCUGAAGUUGAAGCAAAAUGUGCAAAUCCAGCAAAUGGUUCAGUCAUCCUUUUAGAAAAUUUGAGAUUUCAUCUUGCGGAAGAAGGAAAAGGUGUUGAUGCAAGUGGAGCCAAAGUGAAAGCAAAACCAGAGGAUGUAGCUGCGUUCCGUGCUUCCCUUACUAAACUUGGUGAUGUUUAUGUUAAUGAUGCUUUUGGGACUGCACAUCGAGCUCAUAGUUCAAUGGUUGGGGUUGAUCUUCCUCAGAAAGCUUCUGGAUUUUUGAUGAAGAAAGAAUUGGAAUAUUUUGCCAAAGCACUUCAUAAUCCUGUCAGACCAUUCCUUGCAAUAUUAGGAGGUGCUAAAGUAGCUGAUAAAAUUCUGUUGAUUGAAAAUCUGUUGGACAAAGUAAAUGAAAUGAUCAUUGGAGGUGGAAUGUCAUUCACAUUUCUUAAAGUAUUAAACAACAUGGAGAUUGGCAAUUCACUGUAUGAUGAUGAAGGAUCAAAAAUUGUUCCUAACCUGAUGCAAAAAGCUGAGAAGAAUGGUGUGAAGAUUCAUCUUCCUGAAGAUUUUGUGACUGCAGACAAAUUUGCUGAAAAUGCAACUGUUGGAGCUGCAACAGUAGAAUCUGGAAUCCCUGCUGGUUUUAUGGGAUUGGAUUGUGGGCCUAAAAGUGUACAGCGAUUUCGCGAAGCUAUUAAGAGAGCAAAGACCAUUGUCUGGAAUGGACCAGCUGGUGUUUUUGAAUGGGAAAAUUUUGCUCAAGGGACUAAAGCUGUCAUGGACGAAGUUGUUGAAGUGACAAAAAGUGGAGCUAUAACUAUAAUUGGGGGUGGUGAUACUGCAACUUGUUGUGCUAAAUGGAAAACAGAAGACAAAGUUAGUCAUGUCAGUACAGGAGGUGGUGCUAGUUUGGAACUUCUGGAAGGCAAAACUUUACCUGGUGUUGCUGCAUUGACUGAUGCUUGAAGAGAAGUUCCUUUGGAAUUAAAUGUGUUCAGAUAGCUUGAAUCUCCUAAAUAUUAAAUGUGUUGUUUAUUUUUUUUAUUAUUUUUUUUUUAAAUAUUGGUAUUCAAGCUAUAAGUCUGUUGAAAUAAAAUUCCACUCUGUGAUUUUAUAAAUCCAUCUUUGUUUGUCCACUGUAAAACAGAACUGAUUCAUUUUAAUUUAUUACAUACACAAAACUGUCUUAUAGUAUUAUAAAUUUCAGGGUUUUUUUGCCUGGUAAAUUAUUUAAAGCAUGUAAAAGUUGAAUAAAAUAUAUAAAGUGAACAUUUCAA
Molecule: messenger RNA, 1706 nt
Organism: Uloborus diversus
Lineage: Eukaryota; Metazoa; Arthropoda; Arachnida; Araneae; Uloboridae
Gene: Pgk
Product: phosphoglycerate kinase 1-like
Exons: 11
Coding region: 148-1395 (415 amino acids)
Biological process (GO): gluconeogenesis; glycolytic process
Cellular component (GO): cytosol
Molecular function (GO): phosphoglycerate kinase activity; ADP binding; ATP binding
Source: RefSeq, a predicted model, not a curated record